This is a messenger RNA of Porites evermanni, 5833 nucleotides long. The record is from the annotation of a GenBank genome assembly. Lineage: Eukaryota; Metazoa; Cnidaria; Anthozoa; Scleractinia; Poritidae.
GACAGUGGGGAUGAUGGUGAUGAUAAUGAUGAUGAUGAUAAUGUUGACGAUCAUAAUGAUGAUGAUUAUGAUGAUGAUUGCAUAGUACAAUAGGAUAGAUGACAACAACAGUCGGAAAUGCUCAUGUUACUAGUUAAAAAAUAUCCUGUUUGCAAAUAUUAUUUGGAUUGCAUAUUGUUCGUUUUCACUUUUCAGUGCCUAGAACUAUGCCAUCACCGACAACAACUCCUGUAGGUAAGAGAGAUAUAUUUAUUAAACAAUAACGAAGGUAAUGAUGAUGAUAAAAUGAUGAUGAUGAUGAUGAAAUAAAACAGAAGAGACUCGACUUUAGUAUGAAAUAAAUACACGUGAAGUAUUUUAAGAAGGAAGUUCCUGGUUUGUCUCGUGCUAAAAAUAUUUAGAUUGAAGUUUUAUCGUUUUUAAUUCAUUGUUGUCAGUGCCUACAACCAUGCCUGCCCCGACUACAACGCCUGAAGGUAAGAAAUAGAUAUUUAGCACACAGUAAAUAUCUAGCACACACAUAUUUCGCACACAGUAAAUAUCAAUAAAUGUUCAGCUUGGAAUGUGGCGUGCCUCAGGGUUUCUCUCUAGGUCCCAUACUAUUUACGCUGUGUAGGAGUAAGCUCUUUGGGACCGUCAAAAAUCAUCUGCCUGAAGUUCAUUGUUAUGCAGAUGAUACACAGGCUUACAUUUCACUAGUCAGGCCAGCUUUCAGCCUAAAAAGGCACGGAAAAUCGCGGAUAUUCGUUUGUGGAUGACAAUCUUAAAUUGAACGACGACAGGAGGACUAAAUUUCUCAUUAUUGGCACACCAUGACAGCUGGAAAAGGUCGACAUCACAAGUAUCCGUGUGGUUAACCCUGACCUUCAUCCCAUUCCCACUGCAAGGAAUCUCGGUUCAUGGUUUGACUCUGGGCUGUUCAUGUCUAAAUAAACAUAUUACAAAGAUCUGUGGCUCUGCAUUUUUCUAUCUGAACAACAUACGACGCAUCAGGAAUUAUCUCUCACAAACGUCGACCGAGAUACUUAUUCAUGCAUUCGUAUCCAGUCGUCUUGACUACUGCAACAGGUUAUUACAUGGCCUGCCUAAUUUCUUACUAAAUAAGCUAUAACGUGUACAGAAUGCUUGUGCUUGACUGAUUUUUAAUGAACGCCGCUUAUUAUGGAGUUACACUGGUUACCAAUAAGAAUAGAAUUGAGUUUAAAAUUCUUUUGAUUACUUUUAAGAUUCUUCGUGGUUUAGCCCCGUCUUAUUUAUCAUCUCUUAUUAGGCUUAGGCGUCCAUCGCGAUACAAUCUUAAAAAUUCAAAUGAUAAUCUUUUACAGUGGAACCCCGCCUUACGGCCACCUCGGUAAUAAAGUCACCUCGUUAUUACGGCCACUGUUUUUGGCCGCCCUGCAAAACGACCAUACAUUUUCUUGUAAAAAAAACCUCGUUAAUACGGUCACCCGUUAAUACGGCCAAUUUUUUUGCCCCAUUGGUGACCGUUUAACGGGGUUCUACUGUAGCAAUAUAGAUGAUGACAAUAUAAUGAAACUGGAGAGUCUUGACAACAGUCAAAAUUCCAAAUACAUGUAAUAUUAUAGUUUAGAAGGAAUUACCCUGUUUGUUCUGUGCCAAAAAAUAUUUGGAUCGAAGUUUAUGCGUUUUCAAUUCAUUGUUUCAGUGCCUACAACCAUGCCUGCCCCGACAACUACCCCUGAAGGUAAGAAUUAAAGAUUUAUUUAUUACAUAAUAACUAAAAGUAGGGAUGAUGAAAAGGAAAUAUAUGACUGCUUACUUCAAAUCCUUUAAUUUCACAACCAAACGACUAUCCUGAUCUACCUACCUUAUUAGGAUAAAUGCAACAUAUUCAAAAUCGUCCGUACUUCACCCACUUGUUAUCUUUACAAUCAUCUUAAUAGUGACUUGUAAGCCUCUGAAUUAUAUUCUGUAUUCCAGUUAAUCUCAGCAAUGUUUUUAACGUAUUAUAAACCUUUCUUCUUAUAUAUUUAUAUAAGCUUAAAUAACUUUUUGUUGACCUGUUUAUAUAAUACCAUUUGAAGUGCGUAUUUUGUUUUAUAUGGACACUACUCACCUAGACUAGCGUUUGUUAUUUGUGGGCAGUGAGAAAAUUAAAUUGUAAAUAUCUUAAUAAACCAAUAAAUUAAAUGAAACUGAUGGUGAUGAUCAAAUAAUGCAAAUGGAUAGACGUCCACAUCAGUCUUCAAUGUUAAUGCUUUUAAAUAAAGAGGAACUUUGCAGUUUGUCUUGUGCAAAGAAUAUUUCGAUUGAAAAUUUUUUCUACUUUUUCCGUUUUUUUUUCAGUGGCUACAACCAUGCCGACGACGAUACCUGAAGGUAACUGAAAUAGAGUUCAUGGUGAUUCUGAUGAUGUUAAAAUAAAACCGGGGAGUUUAGACGGGCAUCAGUUUGAAUUGCAUACAAGAAAGUGUCUGGUUUGUCUUGUGCAAAGAUUAUCUGGAUGAAACCAUUUUUCAUUUAACUUCAACGUUUUCAGAGCCUACAACCGCGCCUCCCCCGACAACGACGCCUGAAGGUAAAAAAAGAGAUAUUUAUUAAGCAACAACUAAGGUAAUGAUGAUGAUGAUGAUGUAAAAGAGGAUUCUCGAAAUCAACACGAAAUGCAUAUACGUGUAUAGUAUUAUUUAAGAAGGAAGUUCCUGGUUUGUCUUAUGCAAAAAAAAUAUUUUGCUCGUUUUUACUUCAUUGGUUUUAGUGCCUACAACCAUGCCCGCCGUGACAACGACACCUGAAGGUACGUAAGAAAGAGAUGUAUUUAGCACACAGUAACUAACAGUAGGGGUGAUGAUGAUGUAAUACAAUUGGAUAGACGAAAACAUCAUUCUAAAAUGCUUAUGUUUAUUCAUUUUCAAUGUUUUUAGUGACUACAACCAUGCCUGCCCCAACAACGACACUUAAAGGUAAGAACGAAAUAUAUUUAGCGCACAGUAACUAACAGUAGGUUCGAUGAUGAUGGUGCUGAUGAUGAUGAUGAUGAUGAUGAUGAUGAUGAUGAUGAUGAUGAUGAUAUAAUACAAUUGGAUAGACGAAAGCAUCAGUCUAAAAUGCUUAUGGUACUAGUUAAGAAGAAAAUUCCCAGUUUGUCUUAUACAAAGACUAUUUGGAUUGAUGUUUAUUCAUUUUCGUUGUUUUUAGUGCCUACAACCGUGCCGACACCGACAACGACCCCUGAAAGUAAGAAAGAAAUAUUUAUUAAAUAAUGACUAAAUUAGCAAUGUAGAUAGUGAUUAUAUUAUAAAACUUGAGUGUCUCGACAUCAGUCUAAAUUGCAAAUACAUGUAGUAUUAGUUAAGAAGAAAGAUCCCAGUUUGUCUCGUGCAAAAAAAUAUUUGGAUUGAAGUUAAUUCGUUUCUACUUCAUUGUUUUCAGUGCCUACAACCAUUCCAACACCGACCACGACACCCGAAGGUGAGAAAGAAAUAUUUAUUAAACAAUAAUUUACAGUGCGAAAGAUGAUGAUGGUGGUGAUGAUAAACACUCAGUUUGAUACAAUACAAAUGGAUAGGCGACUACAUCAGUCUGUAAUGUUUAAUAUACUUCUAAUUAAAAAGGAAAUUCCCAGUUUGUCUUAUGCAAAUAAAAUUUGAACUUCGCUGUUUUCAGUGCCUACAACCAUGCCAACACCGACAACGUCGCCUGAAGGUAAGAAUUGGUAAUAUUCAUCAAACAAUAUGAUAAUUAACAGUUAAUGAAUGAGGCUGAGUAUCUUAUGAAGAAUUAUGGAGAUCGAGGAGGGUGUUAUCCGUCGAGGCCGUAGGCCGAGGCGGAUAACACCCUCCGAGAUCUCCAUAAUUCUUCAUAUGAUACGAAAGCCGAAUUCAAUAACUGUUUUAUUAUUCAUUCAAAAUAAUUCCUAGUUUAAAAACAUAGCUAAAACAUGCUUACCUCCAUCGAUCAAUCGAUGUUCAGUUCAUCUUCGAUAGUGUACGUUUAGGUUUGUCCAGCUCCGCAAAUAUUCUCCAAAUAGCAGAUGUCGCCCUUCGAGUUGUCUUCUUGCUGUUCUUGCCAUGUUUUUAGCUAUUUUUUCGCCUAGUUCUUACUCUUGAAAGGAGUGAAAUGUCCGCCAUUUUUUCAAGUUCACAACCAAAACAACUCAACCUCGUCCCCAGGUCCUCUCGGUUAACGGUGCCUUAACCUGCACGAACGCUGCAUUUUUGACGUCAUUUCCUCGUUAAAGUCAAAUUUCUUCCAAAUUUGGUCAUCGGUAACUGGUUAUGGUAAAUUAAACGUGAGCUUUUAGCCAUCAGAAUCGAGGAAAUAUUUUGAAUGAAUAAUAAUUAGAAAUUAUUGAAUGAGGCUGAGUAGGAUAUGAAGAAUUCUGCAGAUCAAGGAGGGUGUUAUCCACCGAGGCCGAAGGCGGAGGUGGAUAAAACCCUCCGAGAUCUGCAGAAUUAUUCAUAUCCUGCGAUAGCCGAAUUCAAUAAUUGCAUUAUUAUUCAUUCAAAAUAAUUCCAACUUUAAAAACAAGCUAAAAAUGCGUACCUCGGUCGAUGUUAAGUUCACAUCGAUACUGCAUCUUUUUCGGGAAAUUUAGCAGAUAAAGGUCUGCUCAGGUCUGCAAAUAUACUCCAAAUAGCAGAUGUUGUCCCUCGAGUUGACUUCUCGCUGUUCUUGCUAUGUUUUUUGACAAUACUUCGCCGUGAAACGAGUACAAUGUCCGCCCGCCCUUUCCGCCAUUUUUUUUAAACCGAUGACGUCAUUUUGACGUCAUCGGUUCAAUAUGACAGUUCAGCCGCUGGUUAUGGUGAAUUAUGCGUGUGGUUUUACCCAAUCAGAAACAGGGAAAUAUUUUGAAUGAAUAAUAAUGAUGAUUAAUACUUCUUGAGAGACGAAAAUAUCAGUCCGAAAUGCUUAUAGUACCAGUUAUAAAGAAAAUUCUUAGUUUGUCUUGCCCGAAAACUAUUUGGAUUAGGGUCGUUGUGUUCAGUGCCUACAAGUAUGCCAGCAACGACAACGACGCCUGAAGGUAAGAAAGAAGUAUCUAGUACACAAUAAUUAAUAGUAGGGAAGAUGGUGAUAGUGAUGAUAAACACGAUAAUAUAAUACAACUGGAGAUAGGACUACAUCGUUCUGUAAUGUUUAUACUUCUAAAUAAAAAGGAAAUUGCCAGAUUUGUCUUCUGCAAAUAAUAUUUGAACUGAGUUUUUUGUUUUUGUUUUGUUUUUUCGUUGUUUCAGUGCCUACAACCAUGCCAGCACCGACAAAGACGCCUGAAGGUAAGAACUGGUAAUAUUUAUUAGGAAAUAACAGGCCGUAUUGAUGACGAUAAUAAUAAUGCGAUGAUGAUGAUGAUGUUGACGAUGAUGAUGAUGAUGAUGAUGAUGAUGCCUAACACUUCCAAAGAGACGAAAAUAUCAAUCCGAAAUGCUUAUAGUACUAGUUACGAAGAAAAAUUCUAGUUUUAUCUUGCGCAAAAAAUAUUUGGAUGGCGGUUUAUUUAUAUUCAUUGUUGGCUGUGCCUACAACUUUGCCAGCACUGACAACGACUCCUAAAGGUAAGAAAGACAAAACAAUAAGUAAAGUAGCGAUGAUGGUGAUGAUGAUGAUGAUCGUGAUAUUAUAGAACUGAAGAGUCUCUAUAUCUGUCUAAAUAGCUAAAACUUGUAGUAUUAGUCAAGAAGGAAUUCCCAGUUUGUCUAGUGCAAAAAAUAUUUGGAUUCAAUUUUUUUUUCAUUGUUUUUAGUGCCUACAAGCAUGUCUUCCCCGACCACAACGCCUGAAGGUAAGAAUUAGUAAUAUGUAUUUAUUAGACGGCAUUAAUGAGAAUGAUGAUAAUGAUGACGACGAUGAUAACGAUGAUGAUGGCUAA